Messenger RNA from Epinephelus moara (kelp grouper), 4114 nucleotides. RefSeq names its product aldehyde dehydrogenase 5 family, member A1 (succinate-semialdehyde dehydrogenase) (gene aldh5a1). The record is from RefSeq and is a predicted model, not a curated record. Bases 213 to 1754 code for a protein of 513 amino acids. Gene Ontology annotation, biological process: GABA catabolic process. Gene Ontology annotation, molecular function: succinate-semialdehyde dehydrogenase (NAD+) activity. Lineage: Eukaryota; Metazoa; Chordata; Actinopteri; Perciformes; Serranidae. The transcript has 10 exons.
CCCUAAUGGGUUUCUUUAUGUUGAACAUUGAACGCAUCAGAGCAGCAGAGGACCGUGAAGUGCUCUCCGGUUGUGUUUGUGCGGUGUCACGUGGGUAACGCGUCUUCCUCCGGACUGGUUCAAACCGACAGAAAGCUGUCCUGCAGGGAGACGCACAGUCUUCAGCCUGCACACAGUGAGAGUCCCACACACACCCAGACGUUAACACCGGUAUGUCCUCACUCUGUGUCCUGAGGACUCGUUGCUUCCUCCGGCAGGUCCUCCCCGGCCUGCCCGCCGCCAUGCACAGACACUACAGCCUGGACGUGUCCGCUCCGCUGCUGAGGACGCAGGGCUACGUGGACGGUCGCUGGGUGUCUGCAGCCUCGGUGUUCCCCGUGCUGGACCCGGCCACCGGGAAGGAGAUAGUCCGGGUGUCAGACUGUGGCCCGGCUGAGGCCAAGCAGGCUGUGGACGCUGCGUAUAAGGCGUUUCAUUCCUGGAAGCAGUACAGCGCUAAGGAGAGGAGCGUCCUGCUGAGGAAGUGGUUCGACCUGCUGACGCUGCACAAAGAAGACCUCGCCAAACUGAUCACCUUCGAGAGUGGUAAGCCCAUGAAGGAGUCUCUCGGGGAGAUUGCGUACUCCGCCUCCUUCGUGGAGUGGUUCUCAGAGGAGGCGCGGCGAGUGUAUGGUGACGUCGUUCCAUCACCUGCCAGAGACCGAAAGAUCCUCCUCCUCAAGCAGCCGGUGGGCGUGGCCUCCAUCAUCACACCGUGGAACUUCCCCAGCGCGAUGAUCACCAGGAAGGUUGGAGCUGCUCUGGCUGCCGGCUGCACGGUGGUGGUGAAACCAGCCGAGGACACGCCGCUGUCAGCACUCGCUCUGGCUGAGCUGGCGGAGCAGGCGGGGAUUCCUGCGGGGGUGUUCAACGUGGUUCCUUGCUCCAGAGAGAAGACGCCGUCAGUCGGGCAGGUUCUCUGCACUGACCCACUGGUGGCCAAAAUCUCCUUCACUGGAUCCACUGCCACCGGCAAGUUGCUGCUGAAAAUGGCCGCCGACACCGUAAAGAAGGCGUCCAUGGAGCUGGGAGGCCACGCCCCCUUCAUUGUGUUUGACAGCGCUGAUGUCGACAAAGCGGUGGCCGGGGCCAUGGCGUCCAAGUUCAGGAACUCUGGACAGACGUGCGUGUGUUCCAACCGCUUCCUGGUGCAGAGCGGCAUCCACGAUCGCUUCAUGGAGAAGCUGGGCAAAGUGAUGGACGCCGAGCUCCGCCUGGGUCACGGCUCGGAGCCCGACACCACCCAGGGGCCACUAAUCAACGCCAGAGCUGCAGAAAAGGUGGCCCAUCAGGUAUCAGAUGCAGUGUCCCGGGGAGCGAAGGUGUUGAAGGGCGGGAAGCGUCUGGAGGGGUCCUUCAUGGAGCCCACUCUGCUGGCCGACGUCACCACAGACAUGCUCUGCACCAGGGAGGAAACCUUCGGCCCGCUGCUGCCCGUCAUCAGGUUUAACACAGAGGAAGAGGCUCUGGCUAUCGCUAACGCGUCUAAUGUGGGGCUGGCAGGUUACAUCUUCUCGCAGGAUGUGAGUCAGAUCUGGCGGGUGACGGAGGAGUUGGAGGUGGGGCUCGUUGGAGUCAACGAGGGCCUCCUGUCCACCCCAGAGGCCACAUUCGGCGGGGUCAAACAAUCCGGUUUGGGCCGUGAAGGCUCUAAGUACGGCAUCGACGAAUAUUUGGAGAUCAAGUACAUGUGCUUCGGAGGCCUGAAACCCUGAAACAGGACGGAGUGACGCCGCAGCUCCAGUGGUACCACACACUGAGUUACACAGUAAUCAUUGAAGGUGGUCAGAACUGUAGAUCUCAGGCUUGAAUUGAUUUAAGAUAACAGAAAAUAACCUUUUAAUCAGAGUCCAGGGGGCCAGACGAAAGCGUCUCUGAACUGCCCUUAAAAUACCUUAAAUCUAACCUGACAGUUAGCAAACCAGUCGGUAACUUUUCACUUACCAUAAAAUGUUUUUUAUCGCCAUCUGAUGUUCAUCGUUAGCUGUCAGGAGGAGGGGCAGCGCUCUGAUCAGACGGGUCAGAAGAGUGAAACAGGGUCUUUAAUUUGCCUUUUAAUGAGAAACUGUUUAUAUGUAGAAUAAUAAAAAAAUCAUUACGGCAAUAAUUAUCUCAUCUGUAUUUAAUGGCAUCAGAUCAAAAUAAUUUUUAUGAAAAGCAGAACAUUUUUAUGCUGAUCAAGAUUCACUUUAUUUUCCCACAGUGUGGAAAAUUUGUCUCGGACCCUGCACCCAAACUGCAGCCAUAGAAGUACAACGUACAACAUAGAAAAGUCAACAUUAUACACAACUUAAUAAGAAGCACAAAAAGAUAAAUAAAUAACAUCAUAUGCUAGAAAUAUCAAAUCAGCAAAUCGUCAUAAUCCAAUGCCAGAUCUGGCUUUAUCUGCCAUUAUUUAAAGGCUCUUUAGACUGACGUAUGAAUUAAUGUUUAAAUCUGUUCAGUGUGCAGCGAGGCGCUCUAAAUCUCCUCCCAGAGUGCAGCAGCUCGGACUGUGUGUGCAGAACAUGAGACGAUCUUAUUGGCUCGACUCAAAGCAGCUACAUACUGUGCAUUGACUAUAUAACACCUUAUCUAAUAUUAUAUUUGGGUUGAAUUACAGUGAGAUAAUUGCUGAUAUAAGACAUUCAUAUUCAAGGGUUUAAAAAAUAAUAAUUACAACUUGGAAAAUGACACAGCUGUUAGUAACAAGUUAGAAACUCAUGAUUUCAGAUAUCUCAGAUAUGACGUGAACGUGUCAUUAUUAUUUUUCCUCAAAUAAUAAAGUGAACAAAAGUGAAUUUGCUCCAGUAGCAUGUAAAGUUUUUUGAUAAAAAAGGUAAAGAAGCUGCGACACGGCUCACUUGAUAGAAAAGAAAGAUGCUGUGAAAGAAAUAAUUAAAAUGCACAAAAGCUUUUGAUAGAUUUUUGUAAAAUCGUUUUUUGUGUUGCGAAUCCUGACGUCCUGUUGUCGGCCUGUUAGUGUAAAAUCUGUAUUUUUGUAAUAUUAAAAAACUAAUAUAUGCUCACGUGUUUGAACACAGAGGGACACAUGUUCAAACUGGGUCUAACAUUAAUUAGAAGCAUCACAAUUUCUAAAUAAUUUAAAGCAUGUGACAUUUAUACAAAACGUAACAGCGUUUUCGUCUCGUUAAUGGAACAUUAGAACGUUUCUAAACUCUUUAAACAUGUUUUAAUAAUAUGUUAAAAUGUGUUCAUAAGUAAAUAAAUAAAAGUGUUGACUUCCUGGUCUGAUGUGACUGUUUGGACACCAGUUUUGAACCUGUGUGAGCAUGAACCUAAUGUGGAAUAAAUAAAUGUCAGCAUAUUUCUGUGUGGAGGGGAGAAAGGAAUAAAUGUAAGUAGAAGAUAUAAUAAAUUAUUGUAGGAUAGUAGUUUAAUAAUUAACUUUUCAUUGUGGGGAUUGAUGUUGUUACGCAGGUUUUAUUUUAAACCUCUGACAGAAGUUAAACACAGGAAGCUUUUUUUUCUUGAGCCUUCGUUAACUGAAGUUAAAAUCAUGGUUGCCAACGUCACAAGUGCCAUGUAACGGAUUAUUAACUCUUACAGUGUUGAACAACAGUGCAGUGCUGCUUUUGGGGAUUUUAGGUUUAUUACAGAUCAUUAGAAACACCUCUGAAUAUAAUGCAGUCCAGUACAACUCCACCACUGACUAUGACCUCGAUACUAAAACAUAUAAUUAGAUUAAACCUCUAACUGUGUCGUCAAAAACUGAACAUCACAGGCAUCAUGAGCAGUUGUAUUGGAUUGCAUUAGACUGUACGGGUGUACCUAAUUCAUUGGACACUGAGUGUGUGUGCUUAUGUCUUAUUGACUGUUGUCCACAUCUGAAAACUGGGGCCCAUGUUUCCUCCUGCAGAAACCUAAAAAAAAUCUUAAUUUCUCUCAUUUUGAGCUGAAGAUCUGAUGCUGUUUCUGUUCUUUGUUGUUUCAGCAGAUUUUGUUCCUAAUUUAAAGUGAAAUUGGUCUUACUUGUCAUAUAAUGCUGUAGUCAUAGUUAAUGUAAAAUAUAUAUGAAUUUUGUAUUUCUGACUGUAGAUAUUAAUGGAAAAUUAAAGAGGAGAUUGUAAUAUUA